This is a messenger RNA of Arachis duranensis, 1221 nucleotides long. RefSeq names its product serine/threonine-protein phosphatase 7 long form homolog. The transcript is spliced from 3 exons. The record is from RefSeq and is a predicted model, not a curated record. Gene Ontology annotation, biological process: meristem maintenance; meristem development. NCBI's taxonomy places the organism in Eukaryota, Viridiplantae, Streptophyta, Magnoliopsida, Fabales, Fabaceae. Bases 1 to 1221 code for a protein of 406 amino acids.
AUGCGACGGCAGCAGGGGAUGCGACUAGAUGAGAGGUACGUUCCGUACUUGCAGAUGGCCGGAUUAUACCAUCUUGCGAGACUGAACGACAGAUGGUUUAGAUUGGACGAGCCCCUUGUGAGUGCCUUCGUGGAGCGGUGGCAUCCGGAGACGCACACGUUCCACAUGCCGUUCGGAGAGUGCACCAUCACGCUUCAGGACGUCGCUUAUCAGUUGGGGUUGCCAGUAGAUGGACGUUACGUCAGUGGUUGCCUGACAGACUUCCACGUAUACAUAGAGGGUGGCAGGCCAGCGUGGCAGUGGUUCCAUGAGUUGCUCGUUGUGUUACCUCCCGCGAACCAGAUACAGAAGUUCGCUGUGAACUGCACCUGGUUCCAGGAGACCUUUGGAGAGUGCCCCGAGGGGGCAGAUGAGGAGACGGUCAGGCGCUUUGCCCGUGCCUAUAUCAUGAUGUUGUUGGGCACCCAACUGUUUGCCGACAAGUCUGGCAAUCGUAUUCACAUCAGAUGGUUACCAUUUGUGGCUCGGCUUGAGGAGAUGGGGGCUAUAGUUGGGGGUCGGGGGUGGUCAGGAUACAAUCCUGGGAUUAGCGAGAAGGGACCUUGGGUCCAGAUGGCUCGACUGAGGAUCGACUUGUUACAGGCUCGGGAUUUCAUAUGGAUGCCCUACAGCACACCCGACAUCCUCCAGGUUGUCCAUCCGGAGGUCUUGGAGCCUCGGCAUACGAUGUUAUGGCAGUGUGUGACGUCCCUGAUAUAUUUUGCGGUUGUUGAGUGGCAUCAGGUUGAUAGAGUGUUACCGCAGUUCGGGGGCGUACAGCCUCCCCCACAUCCCGCCCUGAACAUCAACUUCUUGAUGUCGAAGGAUGAGAGAGGUGGUGACUGUUGGUUCCCGUCCCAUUUACAGCAUUGGCAUCUUCACUGGGAGACACGUGCAGAUCACGUUUUACGGUUCGAUGUUGUUGCUGACCCGAGACCCUCACAUGAGUUCUUGGCCUGGUGGCAUCAGCAUGGAAAGAGGUUCUUGUCACCUGAGAUGUACUUGGGGGAUCCGAGAGGUAUUCCUAUUCCGGCUGAGGCGACGCAGAGGGGUGCCGGCCGAGUUCCAGAUAUGGACCGAGUUGAUGACGUUCCUGACAGGCGUCGGGUUGAGAGGAGAGCUCGAGUUGGGACAUGUCGUAGUGAUAAACGAAAUUUAGCAUGUCGAUUUAGAAUUCACUAA